Messenger RNA from Medicago truncatula (barrel medic), 737 nucleotides. Its product is annotated as 60S ribosomal protein L22-2. Gene Ontology annotation, molecular function: structural constituent of ribosome; RNA binding. Gene Ontology annotation, cellular component: ribosome. The transcript has 3 exons. Lineage: Eukaryota; Viridiplantae; Streptophyta; Magnoliopsida; Fabales; Fabaceae. Gene Ontology annotation, biological process: cytoplasmic translation. The record is from RefSeq and is a predicted model, not a curated record. The coding region runs from base 167 to 544 and encodes 125 amino acids.
AUGAACACAAAAUGUAAAAAUAAAAUUAAAAAAUAGAAAUGCGAAAUGAAACGCGCGUUUUAUAUGAGCGUAUAAACUGGAACCAAACCUAUACCCUAAUCUCUUCUGCCACUUGUGCUGUGUUCCGUUCUCUUGUGGCUAAAGAGAUUCAUUCAUAGAAGACAAAAUGGGUCGAGUAGAUGCAGCUGGUUCAAAGGGAAAGAAGAAGGGAGUUAUAACAUUCACCAUUGACUGUGCCAAGCCCGUUGAAGACAAGAUCAUGGACAUCGCUUCUCUCGAAAAGUUCCUUCAAGAGAGAAUUAAGGUUGGUGGUAAACCCGGUGCUCUUGGUGAUGCUGUUACUGUUUCAAGGGAAAAGAGCAAGAUUGCUGUUACUUCUGAUAGCAACUUCUCCAAACGGUAUCUCAAGUAUUUGACCAAAAAGUACUUGAAGAAACACAAUGUAAGGGAUUGGCUCAGAGUGAUUGCUUCAAACAAAGAUAGAAAUGUUUAUGAGCUGAGGUACUUCAACAUUGCUGAGAAUGAAGGAGAGGAAGAAGACUGAGUGUCUGUUCAGAUUAUUCAUUUCAGAACUUUGUUAAACCAUUUUCUCAUGUUAGCUUCUCUUUUGGCUAUGGAAUGCUCGAGACAUGUUGCUUUGGUUGCAUUAGCUGCAAUUUAACAAUUUUGUUCAAUUAAGAAUUGUGGUAACACUUUUGUUGGAAUGGAAAUUGAGUUUAUUGUUAUGCAUUCAAGUA